AUGCCCGGGAACGCCAUGGUCAUCCGGGUGCUGGGUAGUUCCAACUGCACAACUGGCACGUCCGCAAAGACCGCGGUCGACGUUUGCGGCAGGGAACUUGAGGAUGAUGCAGACGCUGAGAACUGGACCUCUGACGUCGGGACAGCUCCGCUGGAUGGUGCGCAACGCCUUCAGUCACCUAUAUUCAGCGCCACCCAAAGAGGCCAGCACAGUACUUGUGCCGUAGAGUCAGCCAAACUGCGGUACUGCGGUACUCCUACUGACUGGACGGGUAUCUUCAUCGGGAAGUUUCAUGUCAGAUACCGAGCUGGGGAGCCCAUUGCCAUCGCUGUCCUCCCGACCGACACGUACUACUCUUGGCUUGAGUCUCCGCUCAUGACGCUGAAGGCUCCACCAAACUGCAAGCCCGGCUCUCCGGCAGCCGCGGCGGAAGCCUGCCUAGCGAUCCAGAAGGCCCUGGGAUCCGAGUUCGUUUCCAUCGCGCCGGCAAAUCAAGGCCUGGUGGAUGUGAACUGGUCCGCGUCGACCUGGCAGGCGCCCUCGUGCGUCGUCCAGCCCACCUCAGCCCAGCUCCUGUCGGUCGUCCUGCGCAUUAUUGUGCAGUUCCAAGUGCUCUUUGCCAUCCGCAGCGGCGGCCACUCGCCGAACCCGGGCUUCGCCAGUAUCAGCCAACCAGGGCUGCUCCUCGACCUGGCGCGUCUCGACUCGAUUAGCGUGAGCGCCGACGCGUCCGAGGUAAGCGUCGGACCGGGCCAGCGAUGGGGCAGUGUCGCGGCGGCAGUCGACCCGUUCAACGUGACCGUUGUCGGCGGGAGGCUGCCUGACAUUGGGGUCGGAGGACUGGUCCUAGGCGGCGGGUUCUCGUACUAUUCGAACCAGUACGGCCUCGCGGCGGACAAUGUCAGGAACUUUGAAGUCGUUCUCGCCAAUGGCAGCAUUGUCGAGGCAAAUGCCCACUCAAACCCGGAGCUAUUCUGGGCCCUCAAGGGCGGCGGCUCUAACUUUGGCAUCGUAACCCGCUUUGACCUCACCACCAUUCCGGUUCGCCACGUGUAUGCAGAGAUCUUGGUGAUCUCCUCCGACGAAACGCCCGCGUUCCUGCGCGCCCUAGCCGCCUGGCAACUCGGGCCAGGCGGGUCCGACGAGCGAGCCACCGUGAUCGCCGUCAGCACCAUCAGCGGCACCACGGUGGGAUUUCUCUACUCGCAGCCCGUCGCCACGAGGCCUGCCGCGUUCGCAGCCUUUGCCAACCUGACCGUGCUCGCGACCGCCCUGCCGCCGACGAACCUCACCGCCCCGGCGAUGAUGGCCGCCGCGGCCGGGCAGACGAGUAAGGCGCCCCUACGCCACGACUACCGUGCCGCGACCACCCACGUCGACGGCGAGCUGUAUGUCGACAUGUACCGCUUCUGGGCGGCGCGCGCCGCGGUCGUGCACCGGCAGACGGGCGCGAACCAGACUUUCGUCCUGCAGCCCAUCGCGCCGAGCCUCGUCCAGCGCGGCCUCGACCGGGGCGGCAACGCGCUGGGCCUGCGCCCGUCGCACAUGGCGUGGUGGACCACGCUGAUCGACUGGGAGGCCGCUGCGCACGACGACGCCGUCCGUAGCGUGUCAAUCGCCACGACGAACGAGUGGAAGAGGCGGUCGAAAGCGGACUUCCUCUACAUGAACGACUGCUCGCGGGAUCAGAAUCCUCUGCCCGGUUACGGGGCUGCCAAUGUGGCGAGACUACGCGCCAUCGCGAAGAAGUACGAUUCCGCCCAGGUGUUUCAGAAACUCCAGCAUGAUGGGUUUCUCCUGAGAAAGGUGUAG
Chaetomium strumarium is the source of this 1812-nucleotide messenger RNA. RefSeq lists its product as uncharacterized. The record is from RefSeq and is a predicted model, not a curated record. Bases 1 to 1812 code for a protein of 603 amino acids. Gene Ontology annotation, molecular function: FAD binding. Lineage: Eukaryota; Fungi; Ascomycota; Sordariomycetes; Sordariales; Chaetomiaceae. The transcript has 10 exons.